Molecule: messenger RNA, 840 nt
Organism: Pneumocystis murina B123
Lineage: Eukaryota; Fungi; Ascomycota; Pneumocystomycetes; Pneumocystales; Pneumocystaceae
Product: 50S ribosomal protein L3
Exons: 5
Coding region: 37-840 (267 amino acids)
Biological process (GO): translation
Cellular component (GO): ribosome; mitochondrial large ribosomal subunit
Molecular function (GO): structural constituent of ribosome
Source: RefSeq, a predicted model, not a curated record
AAAUUUAAGAAAAAUAAUACUUAUAAGACAGUAAAUAUGAGAUCGUUGUUAUUUAGAUGUUACAGAUCCUUUUUUUCCAGCUCAAAAAGGAGCAUUUUAAGCCGUAAACCGUUAAAAUCAUCUCAAGAAUUAUCUUUACCGUCUUAUGUUCACCCUAAAAGGAUAAAACAAAAGCAAAUUCCAGAAAGAACAGGUCUCUUAGCACGUAAAAGAGGGAUGACAGCAGUAUGGACACAAGAUGGGGAGCGAAUUCCUGUAACAGUACUUCAAGUAGAUCGUCUUCAGGUUAUAGAGAUACGCACAAAAAAGAAAAAUGGUUAUAAUGCUGUUCAAGUUGGAAUGGGGUCGAGGAAUCCGAAAAAUAUCUCUAAAGCAAUGCUUGGGCAUUUUGCAAAGGCGAAAGUACCACCAAAAUCAAAAUUAGUGGAAUUUAGAACAAAAGAGCCAGUAGAAUCUUUGGUUCCGGGUACACAAUUAUUUGUAAAUCAUUUUCAAGAAGGAACUUUUGUAGAUAUACGUGGUAAAAGUAUUGGAAAGGGAUUUUCGGGUGUUAUGAAAAGAUGGAAAUUUCACGGCCUUCCUGCAUCACAUGGUGUAUCUAUUUCUCAUAGAUCGUCCGGUUCAAUGGGACAAUCACAAGAUCCGGGAAGAGUGUUACCAGGGAAAAAAAUGGCGGGGAGAAUGGGAGGAAAAAAUGUUACUAUACAAAAUGUUCCUAUUAUUAAAAUAGACCAUGAAAAUGGAUUAAUUCUUGUUAAAGGAUCGGUUCCUGGUCCUGAUAAAGGAUAUGUUACUAUAAAAGAUACUAUAAAGAGGGCACCUCCUAAUUUAUCUAGUUAG